GCCAGAGCGAUCGAGAGAGCAGUGUGAGCUCAGCACUGGAAUAAGACGAGGCUAGGAGCGGGGAAGUGGCCAACGUUAACAUUAUGGAUAUCUCGGUGCUUUUGUACUUCUUCUUCCCGCUAACGAUGGCUGUUGAAGAGACCCUGAUGGAUUCAAGAUGGGCGACUGCCGAGCUGGGAUGGACUGCACACCCAGAAACAGGGUGGGAAGAAGUAAGUGGAUAUGAUGAUGGAAUGAAUCCCAUUCGUACAUACCAGGUCUGUAAUGUGAUGGAAGCAAACCAGAAUAACUGGCUUCGAACUACUUACAUAGGGCGUAAAGACGUUCAGAGGGUAUAUGUGGAGAUGAAGUUCACUGUGCGGGACUGCAACAGUAUACCAAAUAUCCCAGGUUCUUGUAAGGAGACUUUUAAUUUAUUUUACUAUGAGUCUGAUACGGAUUCAGCAACAGCAACUACUCCAUUCUGGAUGGAGAACCCUUAUGUGAAAGUGGACACUAUUGCUCCUGAUGAGAGUUUUUCCAAACUGGAGUCUGGCAGAGUUAACACGAAGAUCAAAAGUUUUGGUCCCCUGUCCAAGAGUGGAUUCUACUUGGCAUUUCAGGAUCUGGGAUCAUGCAUGUCAAUAAUUUCUCUCCGUGUUUUCUACAAGAAAUGCCCAUCUGUGAUAGCAAAUUUUGCAGUUUUUCCAGAAACAGUUACUGGAGCAGAACCUACAUCACUUGUCAUUGCUCCUGGUACCUGUCUCAAUAAUGCUAAUGAAGUAUCUGUCCCCUUGAAGCUUUAUUGCAAUGGGGAUGGUGAAUGGAUGGUACCUGUUGGAGCUUGUACAUGCUCUGCUGGAUAUGAACCUGCUGAAAAGGAGACUGCUUGUCAAGCUUGUCAGCAAGGAACAUUCAAAUCCCGGCAGGGGGAGGAACCCUGCUCUCUUUGCCCAUCGAACAGCCGGAUCAGCUCAGAAGGAGCCACCAUCUGUCCCUGUAAAACUGGAUUCUAUCGAGCAGACAGUGAUCAGCCUGAGAUGGGAUGCACAAGUGUGCCUUCAGCUGUACGUAAUGUUAUUUCGAGUGUGAAUGAGACCUCUCUGAGCUUGGAGUGGAGUGAGCCACGGGAUACUGGUGGUCGGGAUGAUCAGCUCUAUAACAUCAUCUGCAAGAAGUGCAGUGUUGAGGGCAAAAUCUGCUCCAGAUGCGAUGACAACGUUGAGUUUGUUCCACGGCAGCUGGGUCUUACGGAAAGGCGGGUGUUUAUCAGCAACCUUUUGGCUCACACACGUUAUACAUUUGAAAUCCAAGCAGUAAAUGGUGUUUCCAGCAAGAGUCCACAUCCUCCCCAAUUUACAGCUGUUAACAUCACUACAAAUCAGGCUGCUCCUUCUCCUGUUCUUAUGGUGCAUUUGCUGAGUGCCACUUCAGAUAGCAUGACUCUCUCGUGGCUUGCUCCUGAAAAACCUAAUGGUAUAAUUCUGGACUAUGAGCUGAAAUAUCGUGAAAAGGAUCAAGAUGAGUCAACAGCAUCGACUAUUACAAGUCAGAAAAACACUAUUCGUAUUGAUGGGUUAAAACCAACUGCUUUUUAUGGAGUUCAGGUGCGAGCCAGGACUGUGGCUGGAUAUGGGAAGUACAGUGAAACUGUUGACUUCCAGACACUGACGGAAAAUGAGAAUAGUAAAAGCAUCCAGGAACAACUCCCCUUGAUUGUAGGUUCUGCUACUGCAGGCCUGGUUUUCAUUGUAGCUGUGCUGGUCGUUGCUUUUGUUUGUAUCAGAAAACGUGGAGGUGGUUCAGAAUCCGAGUACACAGAGAAACUCCAGCAAUAUAGCACUGGUCACAUCACACCAGGAAUGAAGGUGUAUAUUGAUCCUUUCACCUAUGAAGAUCCAAAUGAAGCUGUCAGAGAAUUUGCGAAGGAAAUCGACGUAUCCUGUGUAAAAAUUGAAGAAGUGAUUGGAGCAGGUAGACUAAAAGGUGAAUUUGGGGAAGUAUGCAGAGGGCGCCUUAAACUUCCAGGACGUAGGGAAAUUUUUGUAGCAAUAAAGACACUUAAAGCUGGCUACACAGAAAGGCAACGAAGAGAUUUCCUCAGCGAAGCCAGUAUUAUGGGACAAUUUGAUCAUCCAAAUAUCAUCCACUUGGAGGGAGUGGUCACUAAAAGCCGCCCUGUCAUGAUUGUUACUGAGUUUAUGGAGAAUGGUGCCUUGGACUCCUUCCUCAGGAUGAAUGAUGGACAGUUCACAGUAAUCCAGCUGGUUGGCAUGUUGAGAGGGAUUGCAGCUGGGAUGAAGUAUUUGUCAGAAAUGAACUAUGUGCACAGAGAUCUGGCAGCCAGGAACAUUCUUGUCAACAGUAACCUUGUGUGUAAAGUGUCUGAUUUUGGCUUGUCAAGGUUCCUGGAGGAUGAUGCAGCUGAUCCAACCUACACAAGUUCACUGGGUGGAAAAAUCCCAAUCAGAUGGACGGCCCCUGAAGCAAUAGCGUAUCGCAAAUUCACCUCAGCUAGUGAUGUGUGGAGUUAUGGAAUUGUCAUGUGGGAAGUAAUGUCAUAUGGGGAGAGACCCUACUGGGACAUGUCCAACCAAGAUGUUAUCAAUGCCGUGGAACAAGACUACCGUUUGCCCCCUCCGAUGGACUGUCCAACUGCUCUCCAUCAGUUGAUGUUGGACUGCUGGGUGAAAGAUCGUAACAACAGGCCCAAGUUUGCCCAGAUUGUAAACACACUGGAUAAGCUCAUUAGGAAUGCAGCUAGCCUGAAGAUUGUCUCUGUUGCAAAUCCAGGCCCUUCCCAGCCUCUUUUGGAUCGUACUGUUCCUGACUACACCACAUUCACCACAGUGGGAGACUGGCUAGAUGCAAUUAAAAUGGGUCGGUACAAGGAGAAUUUUAUUAAUGCUGGGUUCACCUCUUUCGACUUGGUUGCUCAGAUGACAGCAGAGGACUUGCUGAGGAUAGGAGUCACAUUGGCCGGGCACCAGAAGAAGAUUCUCGGCAGCAUUCAGGACAUGAGGUUACAGAUGAACCAGACACUUCCAGUGCAGGUCUGACAGCAAGGAACUCUGGAACUGAUUAAGUUUGAAGUCAAAUAGAAUAAUUGCGUGCAGUGCCUGGUUUCCAGUUUUUCCUGUGUGGAGCACCUAAAACUAUUGUUUCAAGUCAACCCUCAGUUCAAGGAUAAUUGUAGCAUGAAUUGAAAAAUGUCUGAAAGGGCUCCAAAAAGGAAUGCAGUCUGAAAAUAGUUAUGUUUUUUUGGGCAGUUGGUUUGUUUCAUGGAAUUUUACUCCUAUUGCAUCAAACCUGUGACAUUAUCAAAGACUAUUGUGCAUUGCCAAGGGAGGCAGGUUCUGCCCAGAAGCUAGUACCUAUUAAGUCUUCAUAUUGAAGAUGUCUUAUUUAAAUUGAUGUGUAAAGAUGCCACAUGGAAUAUUGGAUCACAGAUUUGAUAUUCAGCUUGUGCGUUGCUUUCCUUCAAAGUACCACCUGUGAGAAAAUAAUAAAGAAAUUGAACAAUGCUGUAUAUAGCGUGGCAACCUUAUAGCUAAAUCCUGAGCUAAUCCCUAAUUCUCAAUUUGCAAUAAAGCCAGAUUGGAAUAGCUAACUAUGAAUGCCUUCAAGGUGUGCUCGCACCUUUUGGUCCAAAAUGACCUUCCUUCACAACUUGUGUGGCACUUGAACAUUGAAUACUGGCAUCAAGAUAAUUAUACCUUAAGAGGAAAUGAAAGUACACAUGCCCAGCUAUUAUGCAUAUAAGAUUUCACUUGGUUUUCCCAGGUGUUCUUAUAAUUUAUGGUUACUCUAAGUAAACAGAUUACUCGAUGUAUUGGGUCUACCUGUGCAGUGGCAAGUGAAGGAUAUACUGUGCCAAGAAACAGCUCUGACAAAGAUCAGUCAGAAAUGUCUGGGCAAAGAUGGAUAACAAGAACCUCAACAAUGAAGCGAUCAUGAUUGAUUCAGAACUGCUGUAAUGUAGGGCAGAGUCUUUCUUCUGGACUUUAUUAUUGGGAUUUCCUUGACUUCCACCUGAAUUUAUGAAAUCGUCACCUGUGAGAGAAGAAUGGAACAGAUCUUUUUGAACUGUGCAAGCAGACCCUAAGCCGCCAAAAUGAUUUAGAACCUUUAACCGUGAGAGCUGUCAAGCAAAGUGAGAGACUGUACAUGACUGAAAAACUUCAUGGCCAUCUGUUUAAUCAAGUGCUGUUAAAUUUUGUUGUCAUUGCCAAAAGACAGGAAACUUUAUUUUUUCUAAAGACAGAUAAAACCUUUGUAAACGACUGAGUGAAGAGUCUGUAAUAGAGAAACAAAAAUAUGGAAAGGCAAUAAGCAUUUUUAAUUUAGCUAAUGUUGCAGUAAAUCAUCCUUAGUUCAUCUGCAAAACUUCUCUUACUUAGAAAAUGUGGCAGAGGAGACUGUACAUUUGUACAUACUAUCAGAUAUUUUCCUUUGUUAAUGUGUGGGCUUCAAACAGUAAAUACAGACUGUAUAUUUUGCCACUCUAGAUGGGACAUGCCUGUAUUGUAUAUAGACAAGGCAAAAAUGUGCAGAAUGCAACAGUUAAAAUUUGAAUGUUCUGCGAUCCUAAAUCACAAAAUUUGACCCUUAACCCCAACUUGUACUAUAAAAUAACACUAUGUUGUAAAAAAAAUGUUGUGAUAGGUUAUUCAUAGUAGUUCACAGUGUCUGUGGGACAUCUGUGAUCAAGGUAAAACAUUCAGUUAUUGUUGCUGUGAAUUUGGUUCAAGAUUUAAUAACCAUUGCCCACCAUUUCCUCUUGAGUAAUCUUUCCCCUUAGUACUUCUGUAAUAGCCUUACAGUGGCUAAUCUUUUGUAGAAAGAUCUAAUGGCUGUCUUCCAGUCACUUUGGAAACAUACCUGUAUAGUAUUUUGCAAACUUUUUAAAAUAUUGAGAUGUAUUUAAUGGUGAAAAAUGAUGCAUUCUUGCAUUUGUAGAAAUAUUUUUAAAAAACACUUUUGCAAUUAAAUUAUUUAAGAAGUUUAUGGUAUUACUUUGUGCUUGCUUCUUUUGUUUUAUGCAUCAAAUUCAGUGUCAUUGCCAGUACUCAUAGUUGGCAAUCAAUAAUAUAAUGUUUUAUGAUGG
This is a messenger RNA of Pristis pectinata (smalltooth sawfish), 5086 nucleotides long. RefSeq names its product ephrin type-B receptor 3-like. Gene Ontology annotation, molecular function: transmembrane-ephrin receptor activity; protein binding; ATP binding. The record is from RefSeq and is a predicted model, not a curated record. Gene Ontology annotation, biological process: axon guidance; protein phosphorylation; cell surface receptor protein tyrosine kinase signaling pathway. The transcript is spliced from 16 exons. NCBI's taxonomy places the organism in Eukaryota, Metazoa, Chordata, Chondrichthyes, Rhinopristiformes, Pristidae. Bases 84 to 3038 code for a protein of 984 amino acids. Gene Ontology annotation, cellular component: neuron projection; plasma membrane.